Molecule: messenger RNA, 570 nt
Organism: Dovyalis caffra
Lineage: Eukaryota; Viridiplantae; Streptophyta; Magnoliopsida; Malpighiales; Salicaceae
Source: the annotation of a GenBank genome assembly
AUGGCAACUACAUCAAAGAUAGUGAAAAAAUUGAAUCUCCAGCCCCACCCAGAAGGCGGAUUCUUCUCAGAAACCUUCAGAGACACUUCGAUCGUUCUUUCUUCUUCUCAACUGCCCUCUGAAUAUAAGGUUGAUCGUGAAGUGAGCACAUCUAUCUACUUCUUGGUACCUUCUGGGAAUGUCUCACUCCUUCAUCGCAUUCCGUGUGCAGAAACCUGGCAUUUUUAUUUGGGAGAACCACUUACAAUACUGGAAUUGAAUGAGAUAAAUGGGCAGGUCAAAUUAACUUGCAUUGGAUCUGAUCUACUUGGAGACAAUCAGCAACCACAGUACACUGUGCCUCCAAAUGUCUGGUUUGGUGCAUUUCCGACAAAAGACUACAUCAUUUCUCCAGAUUGGACGGUUGCUAAAGCUGCACCCUCGGAUGCUGAGAGCCACUAUUCCCUAGUAGGCUGCACUUGUGCUCCGGCCUUUCAGUUUGAAGACUUUGAGCUGGCAAAACGCCCAUAUCUUCUUUCACGUUUUCCCAACCAUGAGCCCCUCAUAUCUUUACUCACACUUCCGGAGUGA